This is a messenger RNA of Salarias fasciatus (jewelled blenny), 1819 nucleotides long. It is a transcript of the gene mpped2a, whose product is annotated as metallophosphoesterase domain containing 2a. The coding region runs from base 763 to 1632 and encodes 289 amino acids. The transcript has 8 exons. Gene Ontology annotation, molecular function: hydrolase activity. The record is from RefSeq and is a predicted model, not a curated record. NCBI's taxonomy places the organism in Eukaryota, Metazoa, Chordata, Actinopteri, Blenniiformes, Blenniidae.
UCCUGCUCUCUCUGCUCUCUGACCCCAGUGGCAGCUCCGACUCACUGCACUCCGGCUCCCCCUCCGUCACACCGAGCCCGCUCCCUCUCUCUCUCUUUCUCUCUCUCCCCCCGUUCUCUCGCUCACUCCCUCUCCCCGUUGUCUGUCAGUGCCUCUCGCCCUCCUCUCCGGCUCUCUACCCCCUCGCUCUCUCGCCUUGUCUGGUUUCUUUCCACAGGAGCCAGCCGAGGUCCCGCCGGGUCGAAGGUUCUUGCCCUGCCCGCCCAGACUGCCGCAACCUCCCGGACGAACGUAGGAACCUUCCCCGCUCUCAGGCUGCUUGCUGCCGCAUGGACCCGCGUCCCUCCUCCGCUGCUGCUGCUACCGCCGCCGCGUAGAGGGCGACCCCGACCCGACACUCUUUUCUCCGGCCAGCUUUUUUUUUUCUCCCUUUUUUUAAACGCACAAAAAGCCCCACACGACGAAGUGGCUGCAUCAGGAGAUCUGCUGGUAUAAAACGACUGACAAGCCCACAGUGGCCACUUCACUCUCAGUUAGGGAGGUCAGACGGAGGGAGGCUCAGGGCGCAAGGAGAGGCACCGCCAAGCCCGUGUGUUGUGGAAUCGGUCGGCCGGGUCGCUGCUCCUGCUCCUUCUCCCGCUGCCCCUGCUGCUGUGGGAGACUUUUCCUGGGCUUUCCGAGCGGCUCCGAAGGAUGACCGCCGCACGGCUCGCUGCUGAAUCCCGGUGAACGAACGGCGUCUCAUGUCCAAACGGCGGAAGGAUGGCUCAUGGCAAAGUGACCAUCACGGUGGACGAGUACAGUUCCAACCCUACACAGGCCUUCACACACUACAACAUCAACCAGAGCCGCUUCCAACCUCCACAUGUCCACAUGGUGGACCCGAUUCCUUACGACACUCCCAAACCAGCAGGGCACACCAGGUUUGUGUGUGUUUCAGACACACACUCGCGUACAGAUGGCAUCCAGAUGCCCUACGGCGAUGUGCUGCUGCACAUGGGCGACUUCACCGAGCUGGGUUUGCCCUCAGAGGUUAAGAAGUUCAACGACUGGCUAGGCGGCCUCCCGUACGAGUUCAAGGUGGUGAUCGCCGGGAACCACGAGCUGACCUUCGAUAAGGACUUUAUGGCCGAGCUGGUCAAGCAGGAUUACUACCGAUUCCCUUCGGUCUCCAAACUCAAACCAGAGGACUUUGACAAUGUCCAGUCGCUCCUCACAAACUGUGUGUACCUGCAGGACUCGGACGUCACCAUAAAGGGAUUCCGGAUAUACGGGACGCCUUGGACUCCGUGGUUUAACGGCUGGGGGUUCAACCUGCCCCGGGGUCAGUCCCUGCUGGAUAAAUGGAACCUGGUCCCCGAGGGCAUCGACAUCCUGAUGACCCACGGACCUCCGCUCGGGUUCAGGGACUGGGUCCCUAAGGAGCUGCAGCGAGUCGGCUGCGUGGAGCUGCUCAACACGGUGCAGAAGAGGGUGAGACCCAAACUCCACGCCUUCGGAGGCAUCCACGAAGGGUACGGGAUCAUGACGGACGGCUACACGACGUUCAUCAACGCGUCGACCUGCACGGUCAGCUUCCAGCCCACCAACCCCCCCAUCGUGUUCGACCUGCCCAACCCCUCCAGCUCCUGAGACCAGGCGACGGGGACGGGGAGGGCGAGGGGGGCGGGGGUUCCAGGAUCACGGGCCGGAGAAACUACUUCUUUUCUAUAAAUAUGACAAGUUAAAAAGGAAAAAAAAAAAUCUAAGUGUUUCUUUGUAAAAUUUUCAAUCUUCUCCACGCUUUUGAUGAAGCUUGAGAAGAUGUGGAGACGUGGGG